Molecule: messenger RNA, 1649 nt
Organism: Chara braunii
Lineage: Eukaryota; Viridiplantae; Streptophyta; Charophyceae; Charales; Characeae
Source: the annotation of a GenBank genome assembly
ACUCGAAAACGUUUGCAAAGCUGGUCAAACUAUUUUUUUCUUUGGGAAGGCUCAUGCGUCUGUCGUGUGGAACUCCUGCGCACCGGUCGGAACGUCGUCGCGUUGGAGAAGGAGGCGAAGAUGAUCAAUUACCUUCACGAGUUCGUGAAGGCACGCGUUGCAGACACUCACAAUGCUUAUGAGUUUGUCCAGACCACUGGCGAACGAAACUGGGAUCCCAAACGUGACAUGUAUUGGAAAUUGCCGGGGAACAAAAGGACGGAGGUUUGGGACUUCCUUUUCCAACCCGGACCGGCUGGUCCGACCGACCUUAGAUACAGUCGACGGAGAAACCUGGUGUUCGGUGUGCUGAAUGGUUACCACGAUGCACCCAGGGAGUCUGUCUCGCAUUUCCUGAGAAGGCUGGAGCACAUUUACUUCACGCUGGCCGAACCGCUCACCCUCGAAAACUACAAGUCACAGUUUGACGAGGAUGACACUUUCGACGCUGAAGAUAUGGAGGAGUUGAGCGACUCCGAAACCUUCGAUUUCGAGUCCAUGCCACUUCCUCGGGUGGUUGGACAGGUUAGUGAUGAAGAGGAAGGUGGCCCUCAGAGAUAUAGCACGUCCCCUGCCGGUUUGAAGCGUGUGUUUCGGGGCGAACCAGUCGACGACCAAUCGUCUGAUGACGGGGAGGGAGAGGGAGACUAUGAUCACGAACCUUGUGACAGGCUCCCUGAGGACCACGACACCUGGCAGAAUGACAGACUCUACUUCUUCGGCAAGCAUCACCGGUUCACGCCGGAGGAUGUCUGGGGACACAACAUCGUCUGGCACCCGAGGAUAUUCCAACCUGCUGUGAAGAAUGGAAAGUGGGUCAUGGCAAUGAAGGGGGCCGAUGGCGAGUGGAGUGGAAUGAAGAGACUGGGAGCGGGUACAUUUAAGAGAACGGCGAGAGAUGCUCUGGUGGAGCAUUUGAGUCUUAUGAACCCCGAGAGGAGCGAUCCCGACGUCGCAGCGUAUGCAGAACAAAAGCUAAAUGAGUUGUACGCCAGCAAAAUGUUGGAGUUUCGAGCGCCUUUCUACGCACUAGAAACGGCACCGUCUCGUGGCAUUGACUGGUGCAUGCCGCAACCUCCGUCGGCCGGUCAGCAUCCGGGAGGGGGUGGAGGAGGAGACGAAGGAGACGGCGGAGGUGGCGGAGGAGACGGGUCACAGUUUGCCGGAAAAGGAACGGGCGAGACGUCGUCGGGCGAGAAGGCGUCCGGCGGAAAGGGGUCAGGCGGAAAGGACUCGGGCGGAAAGGACUCGGGCGGAAAGGGGUCGGGCGGGAAGGGGUCAGGCAGGAAGGGGUCGGGCGGGAAGGGAUCGGGCGGGAAGGGGUCGGGCGGGGAGGGGUCGGGCGGAAAGCGUAGAACGUCCGGGAGUCCCCAGUAUAUGGAAACUGACCCCCACUGCGUAGGGAGUCGAGAUUCCGACAUGCAAGACGAGGCCACCCUGAGGUCUGAUCAAGUGCGAGUAGAUUCGCACUUGUCUGCGAGGACUUUGUUUCCCGUUGCAGAUGAGAGUCAAUCCCGUCGUGCGUAGCAGAGGUCUCCUGUGCUCAACACCUUGCUCCUGAAAGAGGGCGCGUCUUCGUUUUGCCUGGAGGGCGGGAUGCCUGCAUUGCG